Galleria mellonella (greater wax moth) is the source of this 5310-nucleotide messenger RNA. It is a transcript of the gene Schip1, whose product is annotated as schwannomin-interacting protein 1 homolog. The transcript has 12 exons. Gene Ontology annotation, biological process: positive regulation of hippo signaling. NCBI's taxonomy places the organism in Eukaryota, Metazoa, Arthropoda, Insecta, Lepidoptera, Pyralidae. Gene Ontology annotation, cellular component: plasma membrane; cell junction. The coding region runs from base 271 to 2970 and encodes 899 amino acids. The record is from RefSeq and is a predicted model, not a curated record.
GGCGGGCGGGAUGCACGUCACUCGACUUCGUCCGUCCGCCCGCACCACCCACCCAUCCGCUUAUACUAUAACCUCGUUAGUCUAAGUGACGUAAAGCAUUCGCGACUAGCCGUGUAUAGUGAACACGUAGACGCCACCAAGUGUUGCGGAACUCAUCGGACCCACGGAUUGUACAGUGAUCACACAAAUAAAAUAUAACCUUGCCAGCUGCAUUUAUUAUUCAGUGACUGCGCUAACCUAUAGCCAGGAUGGCGCCCUUUACAGGUAAACAUGAGGAUAAAACAAGGGGUUGAUAAUGGCAAUAUUACUACUGUAUUUCGAAAUGAACAUUUGCUACAAAGAAAUACCGAUAACAGAAGCUGGAUUGUAUCAAGCGAUAAUAAUAUAGAGACCAACAGCACGUACAGAAAUAUAAAUAAAAAACAAAAUUUUAAAGAUAAUUCAAAUACUAAUUAUAACAUUUCAUACGAAAGUGACAACAUAUUAGAAAAUACCACCAUAACCGCAACACCUAGCAGUUAUCAACUAGAAAGAACCAUAGAUGUUGAGCUGGCAGUCUGCAAUAGACAAUAUAGAAUAAACGCUCAGAAAAACAUAAACGUUCGAAAGUUGUGCAGUAAGGAGAAAACAGACAAUCUGGAGGGACCUAAGGCAAAAUCGACUGAAUGCUUUUUAGGAGAUCCCGAUGCAUAUUCAAACACAACUCCCCUUGAUGAAGAACGAGCAUUUGAUCACUCAGAUACGGAUGAAAUGUCUGAAAACGGUAUCCAAACAUUGUCUAGGGGAAUAGUUAAUCCAAAUUAUCCUGGGUUUCAACAUUUAGCACACACUUUACAGGAUUAUUCAUCAAAUAUAGAAAAUUUUUAUCAAUCUGAAAAUGAUAUGACUGAUGAUGAUAUAGAUGUUGAAAUCACGGAAUUAAGUUAUGAAACCGAAUGUGAUCAAAACUCAACAUUAGCAGAAUAUAAGAAUAUCAACAAUAAUAACAAUAAUGUUGACAUAAAGGAUUCUAAGUUUUCUUUAUCUAAAAAGAAUUCUACGAUAGAAAGCAAAAGAAUAGAUUGCCAUAUAAAUAAUGAUAUUCCUGAUCUCUUAAAAACUAUCUCUUCAAAUAAUAAUAACAUAAAUUCAAAUAGUUGCGAUUCCAACUAUUCAGAUACUGAUAUAGAGAAUAAUUUUCAUACCAAGGAUAUUAUAGGAGAUUUUAACAAGGAAAUUGAAGAUGAAAUAAAACAAUUACUAAAUUAUAAUAUUAAUAUUCAAGACGACCUUGAGGAGUUAAGAAAAGAUAUAAAGGAAACCUUUGCUAAGCCUAUUGAAACUACAAUUAACAAUAUUAGUGACGUUGUUAAUCAUGUUAUAAAAAAAUUAGUAGAAACACAAACUGAUGUAUGUGACCAAUGUGACGAUAAACAGAGUAAUAAAGAAAAUAAUGCUAGUAAUGAAAAAGUAAUAGAAAUUUGUAAUGUUAACAAAGAAAAUGAAAAAAAUACAAGAACAGAAAUGAACUUAAGUAGGCCUACCUUUUUAUUAUUAGAUAGUAGUAGUAAUACGACAAUUGCGGACGCUUUUCUAUCUGACGGUAAAGAUGAAAUUAAUAUUUACGAUAGUGAAUAUGAUACAGAAAGAUUGAGUACCAAUGUCGAGAAUACUAUUAAACAGCUCAGUACUGAAUUACGAAAAAUAAUUCCAAAACUGGAUGAAAUGCGUGAACGCGAUAAGUUAUGGGCUACCUGUAAAAAAGAUACAGUUGUUACGGAUGGUAAUUCAAAUGAGAUAGCUAGUUCUUCAAAGUGUUUUGAUUAUCCUUUUAUUGCAGACAAUAGUAGAAAGAAAUCACCUAAAGAUGUUAAUACUAUUACAAAUAAUUCUGUUAAGGCUACAAUUGAACCGAGAACAGCGAAAGAACGCCAAAAAGAAACAAUUUAUAGCAAAAAUAAUUGUUUACGAAGCGCUCAAAGUACCAGCACAUCCGUCCGUAAUAAAAACAACAGUGAUAGAGACUGUGAUUUAGGAAGCUUCGAUGUUUACAAUAUAGAAACAGCGCUACCAAAAUUAGAUUUGGAUGCAAUAGAAAACCACAUAAAGGCAGCAAAGGAAGCAGAGAGGCGGAAACGCAAUGACAGAGAAGAAAUAAGAAGAAGAUUAGCUAUGGGAGCUGAUACAGAAGAAUACUACAGCUUAGGCCAUGUAGACCGCCCUGGUAAAAAACCGAGUUUACAUUCUCGACUGCAAAAUGGGAUGAAUCUACAAAUUUGUUUCAUGAACGAGACAGCAUCUGACAAUGAGUCUCAGGCUUCUGAUGCAGAGAAAAACUUGAAUAAUAAAAGUUUAUCCCAAUCAAGCAUUUUCAGCAAGUCAAACUAUAAUCACCCAUAUCAGACAAGACCAUUGUCUGUCAAUAUAACAAAACAUGACAAAAUAAGCACUGUUCAAAGUGGUGCAAAAUUGCGUCCAACAUCAUUAUCAAGUAAACCUAAAACUCGGUCAUCACAAUCUAUGACCCACAUUGAACUCAAAGAAUCUGACUUCUAUGCUUUACAAGCUACAUUACAAACAGAAGCGAGGAUAGCACUGGCUCAAGCAAAAGAAAUGGCUCGUCUACAGAUGGAGCGCGAGCGCCGCAGUCGCGCCGUGUCGCCUGUGACGGAGAUGUUGCGCCGCAGCAUGGAGAAAGCUAACGCACCACUCGCCGCCGACAGACGUCGCGUUUCUCGACAGUUGCUCACGGAUAUGAAUAUUGCGCAGUUGCAGGUUAUAGUAAAUGAGCUGCAUUCCCAAAUUGAGUCCUUAAAUGAUAGUUUGGUUAAAUUACUAAUGGCGCGUGACGAGUUGCACAUGGGACAGGACUCCAUGCUUGUUGAUAUAGAAGAUCUCACCAGAUAUUUAGGCGUAAAGGAGCAGACAAAAAAGACCAAAGGUACUACUAAAUCCGGUGUGCGGAGGCUCACUUCGUUAGUGCACAAAUAGGCACUUAAUACAUUUUAAUAUUAGACUUUUAAUGGCAACUUAUAUACUAUUUAGGAAAUUAUGGUUGCUAUAAUUUUUAAGCUAUAUAUAGUGCGACGAAAGAUAGUUAUCGUGUUCACUAAAACAGUUGGCCCACUGAUGUAAGUGUAAAGUAAUUGAAUGUUAACUCUUGUUCAAAAUAAUAUAAGGUCUAAAAUCUAUUGGCCAUAAGUUAGAUUUAAUGGCCGAGAACUUGCACCGUCUCUCCUCGCACUGUAAAUUGUUUUGAAAUCCUAUUAUCGCUAAAAGUAUAUACAUCAAAAAUAAGUGAGGUUAUAUAUUAAAAUCACUACGCGUAUACUGAAUAUUUUUCUUGAUUAACUUGGUUGAUAAAACUAUAUUAUUUAAAAUUCGUAUGUUAUUUAAAAUAUAUCAGGAUAUUAAAGUUUUAUACUAUUGGUAGACAAUGUUCAAUAGCUUGUAUUGGAGCGGAGUAACACCAAUGAAAUUACCCAGAUGCAUAGAGGACCAAUUUCUUUUCUCUGAAAAUUAUCUCUCCCUCUGACAAUGUCAGUCAACAUGUUUUUAAAAUUUACGAUUGUACAUUUUAUAAUACCUAUCCUUUAAUUAUUAUGUAACCUCAAUAAAAUGUUAUAAGUAUCUAAAUGGAGUUGUAAGUUUCACAUCUUAAAUUUCAGGUUAUAUAAUAAUCGAGGCAGGAUGUUUUUCAAAAUAUAACUUAAAUAGCUAUGAUGUAAACAGCCCUUAAUAUUAUAAACUGUUUUGGUCUCAAUGUUAUAUUGUAAUUACCUAAUUAAUGACGUUUAUACAACGUAUAAUGGAUUCUGUACAUCUAGUGCAAUAUAUUGAUUUGUAUUUAUGUAAACUUUCUCUUUAGUUUCAAGUUUAAAUUUAGUUGAAGUUACUAUUUUAACAUUGACGACCUUGUUGGUGUAGUGGUUUAACAUAUCUCCUUAUUUUCUAAAGAUGUCGGGAUUGAUUCCCACACAAUACAUAAAAAUUUAAAAAUACAUAAAAAUUAUUGUUUGUGAGUAUGUUUGUUUGUAUUGGUGUUUUAUAAGUAUUUAAAAAAAAAUUAAUUGCUUUUAUCAGUUGUCUAGUACCCAUAGUAAAGCUCUGUUUAGUUUGGGACUAGAUGGCGUUGUGUAAUAUGUGCAAGGGUAUUUAUUACUAUAUUUAUUUACUAACUAGAUAAACUCUCUACGCUAUUGAGGUAAUAAGUAAUUUCUUCAAUUCUAGUCUUUUUAAAGUAUUUUGAUAUUAUCAUAAUUAAAAGCGUUAGGUAUUUGAAUAUUGUCAUUUUGUACAUUUGUAUUUCCACUAUACGUUGUAUACACUAUUGUUUUUAUUACAUUAUAUCUCAAUAUACUUACCAUUUUAUCAUAUGCAAUGUUUAUAUCUAAAUCCUUUAUGUAUGUUAAUAAUAAACGUGUACAUAACAUUAGCCAUACAGCAUGUCGAUAUGUGUAUAACUUGAAAUCUUCUAACAUAUUUAUAUGUAUUUAUUUUUCUUGUAUAUGUACAAUAAUUUGUUGUAAAGAAGUAACGACCGUAUUUCAAGUUAUAAGGCAGUUGUUCGUAUUGUUUACAUGCUGUUUUCACAAUGUAUCACCAACUAUAUAACACCAGUUACAGUUACUGAUUAUUUAUUUAUCUGUAGACAUAAUAUUGGAAUGUAUAUUCUUAUAGUAUACCCGCUUAAAUCUAGAUAUUAUUAGCCCACCUAGAGAUAAAAUAUUUUGUGAUUAUUCGCAGAUUAGAGGAAAUAUUUUUUCAUUAUAGUGCUGAUUGUUAUAAUCUGCCAAGGGGUCACAGUCCGAUUAUAGGAAGACAGGGGCUGUUGGCUCUUUGUCAGAACAUUAGUAUAUUCACAUUAGGCAUGUAGUGAUGCACAUGCCGACGGUAAUAUCCUAGGAUUUUGAAGAGGCUUUCGAUAUGUAAACUGGCGAGUGAAGAAAUCUAGCUACACAUUUGCCGAGUCAAAUGCAUGAUCUUAGCUACCUAACUUCAUUUUAGAAAAAGUUUACAACGAUCUAAACAUACUAAACACUGAAUAUUACAACUACCCAGAACAUCUAUUCCUGACUGCGAGAGCUGACUCCAUAUGAAAUAGAUACAGGUGAAACUAAGAGUGUGUGUGAGAGAAAAAAAAGAAAGACUUGAUUUUUUAAAUAUUAUACCUAUUAGAGGCAACACGUUAAUUGGACAUUUAGCACUUGAAAUAUGAGAAUUUGAAUCAACAAUAUUUGGAUGGCUUGAUUUUUUCACUUGUCUGGACAAAGCAUAGUAUUAUUACUAUUGCAGUGACAAAGUUUUCCUAAUAAUUUACCACCUUAAAAA